Messenger RNA from Metschnikowia bicuspidata var. bicuspidata NRRL YB-4993, 2535 nucleotides. It is a transcript of the gene PKH3, whose product is annotated as protein kinase. The transcript has 2 exons. Gene Ontology annotation, biological process: intracellular signal transduction; peptidyl-serine phosphorylation. NCBI's taxonomy places the organism in Eukaryota, Fungi, Ascomycota, Pichiomycetes, Serinales, Metschnikowiaceae. The annotation marks the transcript as partial. The record is from RefSeq and is a predicted model, not a curated record. Gene Ontology annotation, molecular function: ATP binding; protein serine/threonine kinase activity.
AGACGACGUACAGCUCGAGACUACCAAUUCGGAACGGCAAUUGGGGAAGGCUCGUACUCGACUGUGUAUCUGGCGGUAGACCUAUACAACAACAAGACCUAUGCCGUGAAGAUGCUCUCAAAAAAGCACAUAGUUAAGGAGGGGAAAAUCAAGUAUGUCAAUAUCGAGAAGACCACGUUGCACCGUUUGGGAGUCCAGCACCCGGGAAUCGUGCAGUUAUACUACACAUUCCAAGAUGAGCUGAGUCUAUUCUUUGUCCUCGACUUCGCCGAAUAUGGCGAGUUGCUCUCGAUCAUCUCCAAAUUCGGCUCGCUUCUGGAACAUGUGCUGAAGUUCUACAUGCUCCAAAUCUUGGACGCUGUCAAGUUCAUCCACCUGAAAGGCGUGAUUCAUCGCGACUUGAAGCCGGAGAAUAUCUUGGUGGGCUACGAUUUCAACUUGAAAAUCACUGAUUUUGGUGCUGCCAAGCUUUUGGGCGAAGACGAGGAUGGGGCUGAUGAAAAGAUUACCUACGACUCCGUCAAUGAUCAUCCCCAACAUGGCCGCCAGGAACGCAAGGGUUCUUUUGUUGGCACAGCAGAAUACGUCCCGCCAGAACUUCUCAAGUACAAUUCGUGUGGUUUCGAAACUGACAUCUGGGCCAUAGCUUGCAUUCUUUUUCAAUUCUUCAACGGAGUCCCUCCCUUCAAAGGAACAACCGAAUAUUUGACUUUUGAGAAAAUCAUAAACGUAAAUUAUUCAUACAGGGAGCAAGUGCCACUGGUGGUGAAAGAAAUCAUUGACAAGAUAUUAGUCUUUGAGCCUCUGAAGAGACCAACUAUUCCCCAGAUACAGGCUAUGCCAUGGUUCAAAAAUGUGCCUUGGGAUAAUAGAGAGUACAUUUGGAAUCGAAAAGUUCCUAGAUUCGAACCAUACACUCACACAAACUCCACAAUUACAAGCCCGCCUCACUUAAAAACUGGAGCGAAUAGAAACUACAACAAGUCGAACUCAAAUUAUCAAUUACACUCCCAGAUUCUGAAAUUCGACAAUUUGGUGCCGUCUUUUGACAGUAAGUCGCUGUACGUACCUGCGACACGCUUGAAAAAGGGGUUUCUGCCUCAAAGUGCAGCUUAUCAUCAGAGCUCACAGAACAUAUCCAAUUCCUCAAACAUACCACCACCCAUGAAAAAUGAGGUAGGUCAAUUCAUUCAAGAAUCCCAUUACAGCACACCCCCUCCACAAGUACGUGGCCAAUUUACACAAGAAUCCCAUUACAACACACCCCCUCCACAAGUACGUGGCCAGUUUGCACAAGACUUCAAUUACAACACACCUCCUCCACAAGUACGUGGUCAAUUUAGACAAAAGCAAAACCAAUCCCCUUUCAAGCAGAUGCCUCUGGAUCUGCAUCGCAGUGAUUUUCACAUAUCAUCAAACAUGCCAAAAAAGCCCCCGUCUAUGCAAAUAAGACAAUCCCCACAAGUUGCGCAAGAUCAGACACCGCAGCAGUCAAAUUCAUACAUUGCUGCGCAACAAGCAACUGCAUCUUUGGCUCCGCUUGAAAGAUCUCUCGAAGAUUCAAAAAUAUCAGAUAAGCCAGCUUCGCCCGAUUUCAAAAACUUGAGAACCAAUACAGCUUUUGCAUCUUUUCAAAAGCCAAGCAGCACAAAGGCUAAUAUCCCAACAAAAACUCUAAGCUCUGUUCCUGAUCAAUCGCACGUAUCUUCGCGUCAGCAUACAAAAGCAUUGCCUACCAAUCCCACGAAACAACCCAAUCCAAGAUCCAGAGAGCCUGUGAUUGUAACAAUCAAAGAAAUUACCCCUUUUUUGGAUCCAGAUGAAAAGAUCAUCAAGUUAGAUUGUGUCUUGAAACUGAUCUUGAGCAAUAAAUUAAUCGACAGGAAGCCAGGCAGCCUAGAUGACGCAAUCAUCGAAGAACUCAUCGAAACGCAUCAAUCCAUUCUUGACGAAAGGAUGACGCCAGUGAUUGCUUGUGUUUCAAACAAAGCCAAAGUCUUCCUCAUUGACGGAAACUUGGAUGUCAUGAGAGUGGACUUGACGGCUAAUAAAGGCGGUGAUUACCUGAUGUAUGAUUAUGAAUUUGAAAGUGUUAUUGUUGACGAUGAUGACAAUAACUUCACGAGCAAGGAGUCCGAGGAAGUUUUCGGCUACCUUAUUUUGGAGUUGAUAAAAGAGGGAGGGGAUCUUAUCUUCUUGAAAAGAUUGAACGAGGCUGAGAAAUCAAAGUAUACUACAUCCAUCAAAGUCAUUGGAUCAAAUGGUGCUGUAAUGAAGAUUGGCUCGAAUUUCGGAUGGAUCGACUGUCUUAUUUGGGCCAAAGAAAUGGUUGACAAGAAUUUGAGAGGUCGAGUUGUUCAAGAACUGAGCAAUAAGAUCUUGCCACCCGAAAGACAACCUUCACCAUUUAAGAAAAGCUCCAGCCCGAAUCCAAGUCGCUCUAGCUCCACUUCAAACAGCGAGCAAGGCUCAUCAGAUUCAAAAACGGCCUACAACAAAUUUGCAUACGCCGCAGCUGCAGCAGCUCAUCGAUGA